AGAAAAUGAAACUUGCUUUCAAACCUUCAUGUCGAUUUCUAAUGGGUGAAAGCAGCCAAUCAAUUCCAGUAUUACGAUGGCUGGGUACAUGGUCACCAUAUGGAAAACCCUCCAGCCAAGAACCAUCACCUGCAUCUUCCUGCUCGAAUUUGUCCUCACCAAGUCUAGUAUCUUUGAACGAAGCUCUACACGAGCCGCUUUGUUCGCUGCGUCGACCUCCUUCGGCACAACUUCUUCAUUUCUCUCUUGCGCACGCCCGGCAUCCACCUUUCCUCGACAAUCUUACGAGAUCCACACUCCCUACUGCAUCACUCUCUCCUGAAGCCAUAAUUUCAUCGUCUAAUUCCAGUCCGCCUCCAUCCCCGACAUCCCGAAUACGUUCUAACGCUUCUUCAAAUAAUCCCAUUAACUCUCCGAAUAUCAACAUUAGCCAUUUGUCGCCUUCAAUGAGCUCACUUGACUCCCUCCGCAGUAUCUCUCAGCGCGACUUGAAUCUCCGUCGGCCACACACGAGAGCUACUUCCACCGUUGCGCCCUCUGAUUCAGAACCCACAGCAUCUUGGUGGUGGUUCCAGUCAGGAAAUAAGGAUAAUGUAGAUACUUUACUUGCCGAGGAAGAUAGAGCUGCAACAGUCCGAGAGGAGCAAGAUCACAUCCGAAAGAAAUAUCACUCCCCUCGUAACCCAAUCAUAUUCUGUCAUGGACUUCUCGGCUUUGAUUCCGUUACGAUUGGACCCUCCAUAGCACCCAUUAGUUUGAACCAUUGGCGUGGUGUCCAGGAAGUCUUAGAGGCCAAUGGCGCGGAGGUUCUCAUUACUCGUGUGCCAGCAACCAGUAGCCCUAUUGAAAGAGCAAAAGUUCUGGAAGAGACGGUAUCGGCCAAGUACCCUGGGCGAAAGGUUCAUUUGAUUGGACAUAGUAUGGGAGGGAUUGAUUGUCGUUAUCUCACUACCUGUCUAACCCAACGCAAAUUCUCUGUGUUAUCCAUAACCACCAUCGCUACUCCGCACCGCGGUUCUUCUUUCGCCGACCAUUUCCUGGCUACGCUCGGAAAGGGGCGCAUGGACUCUUUCUUAUCCCUUCUCGAUCUCCUUCCAAACGGCGGUGGCGAUGGCAAAGCCUUUGAAUGCCUAACCCUAGAGAGCAUGCGGAAGUUCAACGAAGAUGUCCCGGACGUGCCUGGAGUCAAAUAUUUCAGCUGGGGCUCGGUCUACGAACCAGGGUUGGUUGAUACUUGGAAAUGGCCCCAUUCAGUAGUGUUGGAGAGGGAGGGACCUAACGAUGGACUUGUUUCAGUACAGUCGGCCAAAUGGGGAAAAUAUAUGGGCACGUUGCAAAAUGUCAACCAUCUCGAUCUUGUAGGCUGGAUCAAUCCUGCCAGGUUCAAAUGGGCAGAAAUUACCGGAAAGCAGAUAAAUUUUCGCCCUGCCACCUUUUAUCUUGGCAUUGCAGAUAUGCUCGCCAGGGAGGUAGACGGUGUCGUGGAUGAAGAUGGAAAUAAAGGAAAUAAAGCAGGUGGAGGGGCUAACAUACAGUCUGAAGAUCCAGGAGUCUCGCGGCGCACUGUCGAUUCACAGUCACAAGAAGAUCGAACGAAUCCAGAUUCACUAGAAGCAAGUAGGAUUCGAAAUCCGAAAUCCUCCACCCAUAGGCUCACGGAAAUGAUGUUUGCUGCCGAUGAGGGCGAAGUGAUAGAUGAUGUUAUUUUGAGGGCUGAACCUGGCCCGAGCCGCUCUCCGCCAUGGGCAAACUCGCUGAUCCCGCCUAACCCACCACCUCAAGAUCAUGCACUCGUAUAUCCGACUCACAUCGAAACUGCGGAAGAUUUAUCGCGGAAUCAUUCAGACUACAGGCAACUGGACUAUAAGGCUAACAUCAUACAAUCUACUGCACCUGGUGACGAGAACAGCCAAAAGGAUAAAAGGACCGAAGGAUUUUUUCCAAAUUGGACAUCGCGCGUGUCUGAUUCUCUAGUUUCAUUAGCCUUCCUUGGCUCUCCUCCCGCAUCCAGCUCGUGCAAACCAGUGACCGCUGGUGCAGCUUCUUCAUGACCCUAUCUUACAACCAACGACUGAUUCUGAAUCCUAAUUUCUAAUGAUGAUACCAAGAUACAUAGCUAUAUAUCGUGUAUUUACUGUACGCACUGAAUACUUCAAGCAGUCGCAGUAUCUGGGAGUUCGGUAAGACUGGAUACAUGGUAUAGCGAAGUCAUUGCUCUAACAUCCAACGGAUGCACUGAUCUGCUAAUUCUUGGCUGUGAUCUACAGGGGGUCAGAUAACUUGGUUGUGACUUUUCAUGACAAUAAUAUCAAAUGCACUUACUGAUACAAAAAGCAUGGGGGAUG
This is a messenger RNA of Lentinula edodes (shiitake mushroom), 2345 nucleotides long. Its product is annotated as Alpha/Beta hydrolase protein. Lineage: Eukaryota; Fungi; Basidiomycota; Agaricomycetes; Agaricales; Omphalotaceae. The transcript has 4 exons. Gene Ontology annotation, molecular function: triacylglycerol lipase activity. The coding region runs from base 6 to 2051 and encodes 681 amino acids. The record is from RefSeq and is a predicted model, not a curated record.